Molecule: messenger RNA, 6006 nt
Organism: Gadus chalcogrammus (walleye pollock)
Lineage: Eukaryota; Metazoa; Chordata; Actinopteri; Gadiformes; Gadidae
Exons: 2
Coding region: 4004-4900 (298 amino acids)
Molecular function (GO): nucleic acid binding
Source: RefSeq, a predicted model, not a curated record
GGUGUGAAGCCACUUGAUUUAUUACCUGCUUUCCCUUUGUGAAAAAUAAACAAACAAAAGUGGAAUACUGAGUAAUAUCCUUUGUACACCGGGUUCCCCCUCCGUGGGGAGAAAACAGAACAGUAAUAAAUCAACGGCCUGAGCACAUCAAGCCAAGAGCCAAGUCUGUCACCGCCCUAUCAGCGUUGACCAGUGAAGGAGCACCAAAGGAAGAGGAAUAGGCCGAAUAGACCCCUCUGUGGAACAGCACCUUGGUCAGUGCGGGAAAAGGAAAAUGGCUCAACAGCACAGGCCCUCUUCAGCAAGAGAGCGAAGAAGCUGUCCCUCACUGUAGAUCUCCUAGGAAAAAGGGCACUCAUUGACGAGAUCAGAGCACUUGGUGUGGACUUUGAAAAGGUGCACGAUACCGGUCUCGAAUAUAUUGAUGCUCUGGGAGAAGUGGAAAAGGCAGAAGAAGAAGCAGCUCAUGCAGAGGAGAAAACGGCGAAGUGCCUUGACACAUACACAGACACGCUCCGGCUCGCUAAGGAGACAUUAUGGUUCAAAUUCGCCUACGUCGAAAUAAAACUGUACGCCGACGGUGCAGAGGAGAAAUGUGCCGAGGUUGAGUACACUGACGUGAAGGAGUUGCCGGAGGAAGACUGUCAAGUCCUGAGAGAGAGAGCCUGGAGGAGAGGAUCAGCAUGCUCGAGCGGAAGGUGCUUGAAUGGGAAACCAUUGUCUCUGAAGCCAAGACAACAGUGUACAAGCAGCAGCUAUACAACCUGGGAAACAGACUGCAUGACUGGGUGCAGAGCUGGAAAAAGUUGAAGCGGACUGAUGAGCUUGACGGGGGAGAAGAGGCAGCGCCUGCGUUUCCGAACUUCCCAUACGCACCACCACAAAGCAUCCCUGGCAUGCAUCCCGGGGUGUACGGCUUCAGACCACAGAUCAGUCUUAAAAGAACACGCCUGCCCACGUUCUGAGGAGACAUGACCGACUACUACAACCUAGCCCCCAGUUACCUCUGCGACCUCCUCCAAGAAUACACUCCCUCCCGCUCCCUCCGCUCAACCUCUGCUGGACUACUAUGUAUCCCCACAUCACGACUCACUUCAAUGGGUGCCCGGUCAUUCAGCUGUUCAGCACCCAGGCUCUGGAACUCCCUCCCCCCACACAUAAAACAGUCAGACACCAUUACAACCUUCAAGUCACAACUCAAAACUCACCUGUUCAAACUCGCACACAACGUCUAACUGAUCACUGUUUUGAUUGUUUUUUUGUUUUGUUUUGUCUUGUUUUUGUUUUAUUUAUUUCUUAUUGCUUAUGUUUAUUCAUUUAUUUAUUUAUUUAUUUAUUUAUUUUUUCCACAAUGUCUUGUUUUUUUUUUAAAUAUGUAUGAUGACUAUAUGCUCUGUAAGGUGACCUUGGGUGUUUUGAAAGGCGCCUCUAAAUUAAAUGUAUUAUUAUUAUUAUUAUUACUACCGGUGGAAGGCUAACUGGCAAAUUUAGGAGUAACUCCUAAAAAUAAUGGGCGUGUCACUCUUAAAUUUAGGACUCCUAACUUUUUUCACUAAGAGCAAUUCACAAAGUACUUUAGGACUAAAAGUAGCACCUAAGUCUAGGAGAGCUUAAAAGUCCUCAAGAGGACUCCUAACUCAGUAAGACCUAUUCACAAAGAAUCUUAAAAUGCCUGCGAGACGAAAUGUUAGGGUAUUCAACUUAUUGUGGAGUUAAUGCGCGAUGCAAUAACAUCCCCGACUAACAGGAAUAAUCCGAUUAGUCCCGAAAUAAAAUGUUAUAAAAAUUAUAAGUUAUAAAAAAAUAUAUAUAACUUAUAAAAAAUAAAAAUAAUUGCGCCAUGAAAAGACGAGGACGUGUUCGUAAAUAGGAAGAAAGUGCAUUCCAUCAACACGCAGGUUGUUUUUGAUGCAAAUUUUAACAUAGCCUACUGGAUGUUGUUGCAAAGUGGCCUGGAUCUUCAGCUACCCAUGAUUCGCGCAUUUUAAUGGUGAGCGGUCUGAGGCAGCUUUUUGAGAUGUAGGAGUUGGGUGUCACUUGCUGGGUGACAGUGACUAUCCAUGCAAGACGUGGCUCUAGACACCCUACCUUAAUCCACAACCGGGAGCACAGUUAAAGUGUAACAUGUAAGUGAUUACGCAGAUUACACUUAGUCCUAUGCGUAAAACACAUCGUAUUGGCUCUUUGCGAGCACACAAACAUACACGAAAUGUUGUGGAGAGAGGAAUUGGGCAGAUGAAACGUCGGUUUCAUGUCCUCCACGGCGAAAUACGCCUCACCCCAGAGAGGGCAAGCACAGUAAUCACUGUAUGUGCCAUUCUACACAACCUUUGCAAGCGGAGGAACAUUCCACAGCCAGACGAUGAUGAUGAUGAUGAUGAUGAUGGCGAUCAACAUUACAAGGAAUUUGGCCGUGUGGAACCGAGUGGACUGGCAUUUAGGGAUCACUUUGAAAACACAUUUUAGGUAAACACCUUGGCACAAAUCAGUCAACACUUGGGUAGUUCGUAACAUUUAUUUUCUUUUAGAUUUUACGUAUUUUUAUUGUUUGCUUUCUCUCUCUCUUGAACGUGCAGGCUACAACGUCAUUGUGGUCUGCACAAAAUUGUCAUCAUGCGUGUAUUCUGCUAACUGCACUAUAACUACUUAAUAGGAAUUCAUUUCUAGCCUAGGCUAUUUCCUUGUUUUUCGGUGAUUCAGUGGGCUCGUCUGAACAACCAAUCACCGAACUGACCGCUUCUAAACUCGUGCACGAGAAUUGACGUAAUCCAUAGCAACGGCGCGUCACUCUUAGUUCACUCUUUGUGAUUUAUCCUUAGUAAGAGUAGGUCUCAGCGGCUUUGUGAAUAACUUUUAAGAAAAAACUCCUACGUAAAAUGUUUUAGCGCGAGUUAGGAGCACUCCUAGCGGUAAGAUAAAAUGCUUUGUGAAUACGGCCCCAGAAAGGGGAUGUCAUUAAAGCAGAGCUUUGUGGGGCUGUCUUUGCAACCCGCCUGAAGACAUACUUCGAGAAGCACUGCUACAUCAAGGUCGAACAGUGGAUCCAUUUUGUCGAUAGUCAGACAAUCCUGGGAGCCAUCCAGAAGAAUAGCUAUGGCUAUCAGACAUUUUUUGCAAACCGGAUUGGAGAAAUCCAAAAGGCCGGACCAGUGGACAGCUGGAGGUGGAUCGAAGGACAAGACAAUAUCGCCGACCCCAUCACAAGGGGAGCAUCCCCUGAGGAGCUUGCCGAGGGAUCAGUCUGGCAGGAAGACCCUAGAUUUUUGAAGCUGCCUGAAUCAGAUUGGCCUGUGAAAACCGCCAGAGAGAUCAACCCCUCUGUCACUGAGGAGAUCGGGGAACUUCGGAGGAAGGCGUUCUCGGCCCUUGUCACAGCAAUAGCCCAGCCCAGGAAAUGGUAGGGCCCAACCAGCGUUGCGCUUGUGCGCCUUGUGGACCCCCGAAGGUUCAGUUCACUGACACGGCUGUGCGGGACCAUCGCCUGGAUAAGACGAGCACUGGAAAUCUGUCUGGGUGGCAACUGCCAGGCCCCAGUUCAGUCAAAGUGAGAGGCAAGACUGUCUGUGGAAGAAAGAGCAACAGCUUUCAAAGAUGUAGCUCUCGAAGCUCAAGACGGUGUCAAGUUCCGAGACACAACCCUGGAUCGCCUGGUGGUUCAGAAGGAGGAAAAGACGGGACUCUUUCUCUGCGGAGGGAGAAUCCAACGUUGGGAUGAGGACAGAGUGGCUGUACCGCUAAUCCCAUGCCAGUCGUGGCUAGCAAGCCUAUUGGCUAUGGAGGCACAUGAGGAAAACCACGAAGGUGUCGCCUCUACCCUUCUACGGACAAGAAGGAAAGCCUGGAUCAUGCAGGGACGAAGGACAGUUAAGAAGGUGCAACUGUUUCACCUGCAGAAGGCAAAGAGCCGAGAUGUGCCGGCAAAUAAUGAGUGAUCUCCCUCAAGAGCGUACCAAAAGAGCAAGCCCAUUCAAGCAAGAAGGUCUGGGGCAUUGUUUACUGCUGUAUGGCCUCGAGAGCCGUCCAUGCGGACCUCACAGAUGACCAGUCGGCAGAAAGCUUCCUCCAAGCGUACUCCCGCUUUAUUGCUCUGAGGGGGCAUCAAAAGAAACUAUGGUCCGAUAGAGGCACCUACUUUGUUGGCGCCAAGGCGUCUCUGCGUGAGCUGCAUAAACACCUGGCUUGCCUGCAGGCUGCACCAAUGGAAGAUGUAGCCGCCAAGAACGGGACCGAGUGGAAGUGGGAGUUUCACCCUGCAGAUGCACCCCACAGAAAUGGAGCCGCGGAGGCUGCUGUAAAGCUUUUGAAGAGGGCGCUCACGAGCCUUGGAGGAGCUACAGAGUCUUUCACAUGGGGAGAACUCCAGACUCUGUUCUAUCAGGCAGCCAACCUGACAAACGAGCGUCCAAUCGAUGCCAGAGCUCAAGAACAGGAAGACUCGGUCGAGUAUCUAACACCCAACUCCCUAAUACUGGGUCGAGCAUCGCUUGGAGGAGACACCAGCGGGCUUGACCUCGAGACCCAUCCCUGGCGUCGACUAAGGGCUAUUCAAAUCGGAGUGGACCAGUUCUGGGCAAAGUGGAGAGAACUAGCUGUCCCAAAUCUGUUUGUUCGACACAAGUGGCACCGGACAGAGAGGAACGUCAAAGUCGGCGACCUCGUCUGGAUUGCUGACCCAAACGCUUUGAGAGGUCAGUUUCGUCGGAUUCUGAAAGUCUACCCUGAUAGUAAAGGGAUCGUCAGGGAUGCCGACAUCGCAACUUUUGCUGGCCUUCCUGUUUCCGUGGCGGGUGGCCGAAAGAAGAGUUCUUCACUGCCCAUGGCAGUUAUAAGAAGAGACGUGAGAAGGCUGGUGGUCCUUCUCCCGGUGGAGGACCAAACUCAUCCACCCCAGCUGCCAUGACACCCGCCUCUUCCUGAACCCCUCUCAUUCUGCACACCGCCCAAUCCCCUUGUCACACACCUGCCCAAACCCCAGUCACCACCCUUACCCCUUGUUGGCUGGUUGGUGCAAGCCUAGCGCUAUUACCAUGCCCAUCACAUUGCUCACUCAUGAAGAGGUAAGAGCAUGCACAUCCCCAGGCAGUGCACCACACAACUGCCAAAGGGAUGUGAUUGACUUGGACAUUGGACACUUACACUUCCACAUGGACAAAGCUAAGGGUUACAAAGAAUUCCCAAAAAAAAAAAAAAAGAAGGGUGUCACUAAGGGGUCUUUUCAUUGAUAUUGGUAAGUUGCCUGGAUCAUAAGAUCAGCAACUUAAGUGGGAGGUGUUGUGCUUUCUGUGGAGGUCUGCCAUUUUUGUAGUCUUGUUAUUUCUUAUUUACUUAUUUAAGUUAUAGAUAAACGUCUGAGGCUUGGCAGCCCAAUGGUGUAGUGCCUCUUUAAGAGAACAGUGUGCUGUGGGUCCAUGUGACCGGUGUUCACCCAAUAAAAAGGUGGCGGAAGAUUUGUAUCAUUGGUAAAUAACUUUGACCCGGUGUGCAGCCACUUGGUAAGCUCCCUUAAGUUCUUGUUUUCUUGUCUGCUUUCAUGUUGUUACUUCAUGUUGUCUGCUAUGUUGUCUAAAGAUAACGCAAUAGCGCUAUGCUCCGGUAGAUCCUAGCACUUUGCCAAAGUUAAAACGAUAUAUAUAUUUCAAGUACAUAAAGCCAUUUGGACUUGUAAACGUCGCUGUCCCAUCUUUGUCCAGCCAUGUUCGUUUUAUUUAGUUUUAUGAACGUCGAUUAAAUGAAUCGCAGGGGCCGGCAUUUGACAUGGGUGCUGUACUUCCUGGUUUGCCGCGGGGCAUUCUGGGAGCUGUAGUUUCCUAUUGCGGAGAAAGACUAGAUGCACCUUUGCAAAGGCUGUUCGGUAGGAUUUGAAUAUGGCGCAUAAGUGACAUUUGAAACAUGUACAUUAAUGAUUAUGAAUUAUUAUUAUAUAUUUGUAUUUUGAUGAAUGCAAGUGAUGUUUGUGUUAUGCACAUGAGAAGUGAAACGUUGCAUUCCUUAUUUUCCAGAUUUAUU